Messenger RNA from Zychaea mexicana, 762 nucleotides. RefSeq lists its product as uncharacterized. The record is from RefSeq and is a predicted model, not a curated record. The transcript has a single exon. Lineage: Eukaryota; Fungi; Mucoromycota; Mucoromycetes; Mucorales; Lichtheimiaceae. The coding region runs from base 120 to 626 and encodes 168 amino acids.
AGAUAGCUGGAACUCUCGGACACUGCCAAGGAGAUCCUACAAGAUGCACACUUCCCCGCUGACCUGAAACAAGUCCUGUAUGUCCGGCUCUCACGCCAACGCGAUCAGCCUGCAAGGAUAUGAACAAAGUUUACUCUCAGACAACAGCUCGGGCUCCCCUUCCGACCCAAGCGCACGCGUACCAACAGCAUCGCAAUCCCAACCCUCACUCCACUCUCAACUCAAUAAUUUUUAUGAUAGUAAAAAACAACGAUAUCUCACUCGCGUCCAUUAAUUGCAAUAAACUACUUACACUCAACAAAACACAACUCGUUCGACAUAUCAAACAACAGCAACCACAUAUCAUCACUAUGCAAGAAACACAUAUAUCAACACCCUCUCAGAAGGACAAAUUCCACCGUUAUUUCAAUCAUUCUGGACACAUCAUUGCGGCAUCGUAUCACUUAGCGCCGACCUCAGUCUCACACCAAUCUCAGUAUUCGAUAACCCUCAACAUCUUCUCGUUAAAGUCGAACACCACCAACGACUUUUUCAGCCUUUUUAUAUACUUACCAUCUAUGCACCAGCAACGUCGCCAACCCAACGACGGCAAUUUUUCACAUCCCUCUACAACUCAACCAUCUUAAUCAACAACAUCCCUAUCGGAACGAUUGAUUCUCUCUGAGGAUUUCAACUAUAGCGACCAACGCUCAGGGUACCAUCUCAACGCACCGUCAGCCUGGUUCACUAUGCUACAACAACACUUCAUCAACUGCAUCAACC